Phacochoerus africanus (Common warthog) is the source of this 3283-nucleotide messenger RNA. It is a transcript of the gene RHOBTB2, whose product is annotated as Rho related BTB domain containing 2. Bases 99 to 2348 code for a protein of 749 amino acids. Gene Ontology annotation, biological process: small GTPase-mediated signal transduction. Gene Ontology annotation, molecular function: GTP binding; GTPase activity; protein binding. NCBI's taxonomy places the organism in Eukaryota, Metazoa, Chordata, Mammalia, Artiodactyla, Suidae. The transcript is spliced from 11 exons. The record is from RefSeq and is a predicted model, not a curated record.
CCCAGGACACUGCUUCUGGACAGGGAGUGGUGACGGGUCAGCCGGGCCCCAGAGGAGAAGCAGCAGCCCAACCAGGAGCCUGGAAGGAGCACAGAGCAAUGGCAGCCCGAAGAAAAGGCCAGUACAGCCUGUGGAAGUCCUCUCUGGACAGCAUGCCCCAAUUAAUGGAUUCUGACAUGGAUUAUGAAAGGCCAAACGUAGAGACCAUCAAGUGCGUGGUGGUGGGGGACAACGCCGUGGGCAAGACCAGGCUCAUUUGUGCCCGCGCCUGCAAUGCCACCCUCACCCAGUACCAGCUGCUCGCCACCCACGUGCCCACGGUUUGGGCCAUCGACCAGUAUCGGGUGUGCCAGGAGGUGCUGGAACGUUCCCGAGACGUAGUAGAUGAUGUCAGCGUGUCCCUCCGCCUCUGGGACACCUUCGGAGAUCACCACAAAGACCGUCGCUUUGCUUAUGGGAGAUCUGAUGUGGUGGUUCUGUGCUUCUCCAUUGCCAACCCCAACUCCCUCCACCAUGUCAAGACCAUGUGGUACCCAGAAAUCAAGCACUUCUGCCCCCGAGCACCUGUCAUCUUGGUGGGUUGCCAGCUGGACCUGCGUUAUGCUGACCUGGAGGCUGUCAAUAGGGCCAGGAGACCCUUGGCUAGGCCCAUCAAGCCCAAUGAAAUCCUUCCCCCAGAGAAGGGUCGGGAAGUGGCCAAGGAGCUGGGCAUCCCCUACUAUGAGACCAGUGUGGUGGCCCAGUUUGGCAUCAAGGACGUCUUUGACAACGCCAUCCGGGCAGCGCUCAUUUCCCGCCGGCACCUGCAGUUCUGGAAGUCCCACCUCCGCAACGUGCAGCGGCCUCUGCUGCAGGCGCCCUUCCUGCCCCCCAAGCCACCUCCCCCCAUCAUCGUGGUGCCCGACCCCCCCUCCAGCAGCGAAGAGUGCCCCGCCCACCUCCUGGAGGACCCGCUGUGUGCGGAUGUCAUCCUGGUGCUGCAGGAACGGGUGCGCAUCUUUGCCCACAAGAUCUACCUCUCCACCUCCUCCUCCAAGUUCUAUGACCUGUUCCUCAUGGACCUGAGUGAGGGGGAGCUGGGGGGCCCCUCGGGGUCAGGGGGCCCCCACCCGGAGGACCACCGGGGUCACCCUGAUCACCACCACCACCACCACCACCACCACCACGGCCGGGACUUCCUGCUCCGGGCAGCCAGCUUUGACGUGUGCGAGAGUGUGGAGGAGGGUGGGGGCUCUGGUCCCGCUGGGCUGCGGGCCUCGACCAGCGAUGGGAUCUUACGGGGCAACGGGACAGGGUACCUGCCCGGGAGGGGUCGAGUGCUAUCUUCCUGGAGCCGAGCUUUUGUGAGCAUCCAGGAAGAGAUGGCAGAAGAUCCACUGACUUACAAACCCCGGCUGAUGGUGGUGGUGAAAAUGGACAACUCCAUCCAACCGGGGCCCUUCCGGGCUGUUCUCAAGUACCUGUACACAGGGGAGUUGGACGAGAAUGAGCGGGACCUCAUGCACAUUGCCCACAUUGCUGAGCUGCUCGAGGUCUUCGAUCUGCGCAUGAUGGUGGCCAACAUUCUCAACAACGAGGCCUUCAUGAACCAGGAAAUCACCAAGGCCUUCCAUGUCCGCCGGACCAACCGGGUUAAGGAGUGCUUGGCAAAAGGCACCUUCUCAGAUGUGACCUUCAUCCUGGAUGAUGGCACCAUCAGCGCCCACAAGCCCCUGUUGAUUUCCAGCUGUGACUGGAUGGCUGCCAUGUUUGGGGGGCCAUUUGUGGAGAGUUCCACCAGGGAGGUGGUGUUUCCUUACACGAGCAAGAGCUGCAUGAGGGCAGUGCUGGAGUACCUCUACACGGGCAUGUUCACGUCCAGUCCCGACCUGGACGACAUGAAGCUCAUCAUCCUGGCCAACCGCCUCUGCCUGCCCCACCUGGUUGCCCUCACAGAACAGUACACCGUGACCGGGCUGAUGGAAGCGACUCAGAUGAUGGUGGACAUCGAUGGGGACGUCCUUGUGUUCCUGGAACUGGCUCAGUUCCACUGUGCGUACCAGCUGGCCGACUGGUGUCUCCAUCACAUCUGUACCAACUAUAACAACGUGUGUCGCAAGUUCCCCCGAGACAUGAAGGCCAUGUCCCCAGAAAACCAGGAGUAUUUUGAGAAGCACCGCUGGCCGCCCGUCUGGUACCUGAAGGAGGAAGAUCACUACCAGCGGGCCCGGAAGGAGCGUGAGAAGGAGGACUAUCUCCACCUGAAACGGCAGCCCAAGCGGCGCUGGCUGUUCUGGACCAGUCCCUCCUCACCGUCCUCUUCAGCUGCGUCCUCUUCGUCCCCAUCUUCCUCCUCGGCUGUGGUCUGAGAUGCUGCCGCCCUCUUCUGACCCUGCUGCUCUCGUCCCCACUUGUCCUUGCCCCUCUGCUCCUCUGCAUCGCCCCCUCCACCUUCCAGGGACAAAGGACUCACAUAACCAGGACCCCCCUGGGCAGAGCUGCUCUCACCAGCCAACACAGCUCAGCAAAGAGAGGAAGGAGCCAGGCCGCGUGGAUCAGAACAGGGACCCCCCCCCCCACCACCACCUCUGCUGAGGUCCGGCUUCCAGAAACCGAGGCAGGAGAUGACUCUUGGGAGGUGGGGAACAGGAGAAGAGCUGAGGGCUGUGGCACCUUGUCUCUGGGUCAGAGAACCCUAGAGUCAGAGGGAGAACUCCCCCAGCCGCGAGGCUGCGUGUCUUGGGUCCACGGAGGCAGCUCCCUCCCUGGGAGUGGUGGUGCCCAGGAAGGGCCCUUUCUCUGGGGGCCGUGUGUUUCCAUCCACGGACUUGGGGGGUUGCAGAUGUUUUGUGGGCAUUUUCACGUGGAGCCUACUCAAUUCCUCACUGGAGAAGUCAGGGUAGCAAUUAAGCCUUUAGAGCCCAACUCGAGACUUCCACACCUGGGGUGCAGCUGCCAGAGGCCAUGGGUGGAAGGCUUGCCCUCUGCGGGCACCCCUGCCAUGGCUGUGGGCAUCCAGGCCUGAGAAGGGUGGCAGAGAUUGUUCAGAGCUGCAGGUCUAGAAGCAGUGCCUCUUGGUGCAGUGAGAGACUUUUCUCUCCCUCCUCCUUCACUGCUCAGAUUUCCAGAUAGAAACCAAACAAAACAGCUGGAACUGGGGGAGAGAAGGAGGUGGGGGAUGGGGGCCUGGGCGCAGCAAUCCCGUACUCCUCUGGGCCUCCCCCCCCCCACCUCUGGUCAGCACAGCUUCUUAUGGGAUAGGGCAAAAUUAGCAAAAAAAAAAAAAAUACCCUAACAACACAAA